AUGAGUUGCCCUGGGAAGGGUUUCCGACAUGGCCAGCUCCUCCUCAAUUUACUCGAAGCGUGUUCCACUAUUCGGUCCUUCGACACCAUCAAAUGUCUCCAUGCACUAUCCAUCACAAUUGGUCCCAUUCCAAAGCAAUCAAUUUUCAUUCACAACAACAUCAUCUUCUCCUACAUUUCCCUUGGCGAAGUGCUCCAUGCGCGCAAGGUGUUCGACGCUUUGCCCUGCAGAACAGUUGUAUCUUACAACACUCUCAUCACUGCUUAUUGUCGACGUGGGGAUGUAAAUGAUGCUUGGCGCCUUCUCUCCAGCAUGAGGGGGAGUGGUUUUGCGCCUACCCAGUACACCCUGACAGGGCUGUUGUCGUGUGAGUUCUUGAAUCUUUCUCAGGGUGUUCAGUUGCAGGCUUUGAGCAUUAGGAAUGGACUCUUUGAUGCUGAUUCUUUCGUGGGUACUGCUUUGUUGGGCUUGUUUGGGAGGCAUGGAUGUUGGGAUGAAGUGUUUUCGGUAUUUGAAUAUAUGUCCCAGAAGAGCUUGGUGACAUGGAACUCCAUGAUGUCCUUGCUGGGGCGUAAUGGUUUUGUUGAAGAGUGUAAGAUUUUGUUUCAUGAUCUUGUGAGGACGGGGAUGUCUUUGUCGGAAGGUUCUUUUGUUGCUGUGUUGUCUGGACUUGUUGAUUCUGAGGAGGAUUUGGAAUAUGGUGAACAGAUACAUGGUUUAAUGGUCAAAUGUGGGUUUGAUUGUGAAAUUACUGCAGUUAAUUCUCUUAUCAGUGCGUAUGUCAGGUGCAAAGCUAUGUUCGCAGUGGAAGGAUUGUUUGAGCAGGUUCCUGUUCAGAAUGUUGUUUCCUGGAAUAUAGUCAUCAAUGCGUUGGUUAAAAGUGAGAGACCUAUGAAGGCACUGGAUUUGUUUUUUAAUAUGGUAAGCAGAGGAUUGAUGUCAACUCAGGCAACGUUUGUUGCUGUUAUUGAGUCAUGUACUAGUUUGAGAAAUCUGGUAUGUGGAGAAUCUGUCCAUGCUAAGGUAAUCAGGAGUGGUUUUGAUUCUGAUGUUGUUGUCGGUACUGCAUUGGUAGAAUUCUAUGCCAAAUGUGAUAAAAUUAUUUCAGCUCAUAAAUGUUUUGAUCAGAUAGAAGAGAAGAAUUUGAUUUCUUGGAAUGCUUUGAUAGUGGGUUAUUCAAACAUUAGCUCUUCCACAGCAAUUCUACUGUUACGAGAAAUGCUCCAAUUGGGUUAUUCCCCAAAUGAGUUUUGUUUUUCGGCUGUUCUCAAGUCAUCUUCUGUAUCUAACCUUCAUCAGCUCCAUGGUUUGAUUAUAAGAGCAGGGUACGGAAGUAAUGAAUACGUAUUAAGCUCUCUUGUAAUGUCUUACACCAGAAAUGGUCUUAUAAACGAAGCAGUUUCGUUUGUCAAAGAAUUUAAUAAUCCACUUCCUGUAGUCUCAUCUAACAUCAUUGCUGGAAUCUAUAACAGAACUUGCCAGUACUCAGAAACAAUAAAGCUACUUGUUUUGCUAGAAAAACCCGAUGUUGUGUCUUGGAACAUUGUCAUUUCAGCUUGGGCUCGGGUCAAUGAUUAUGAGAAGGUUUUUGCGCUUUUCAAGUAUAUGCAUUCAGCAUGCAUCCGUCCAGAUAGUUACUCAUUUAUGAGUGUAUUAUCUGGGUGUACCAAACUUUGCUGUCUGGAUUUUGGUAGUUCUCUACAUGGACUUGUUAUAAAGACUAAUCUUGGUAAAUACGACACAUUUUUGGGCAAUGUCCUAAUUGACAUGUAUGGGAAGUGUGGAAGCAUUGAUAGUUCAGUGAAAAUUUUUGAAGAAAUUAUGCAGAAAAAUAUCAUUACAUGGACAACUUUAAUCACUGCCCUUGGGCUGAAUGGUUAUGCUUAUGAGGCAGUAAUGCAAUUCCGAAACAUGGAAUUGAUGGGGUUGAAGCCUGAUGUAUUAGCACUCAGAGCAGUGCUUUCUUCUUGCAGAUAUGGUGGAUUAGUGGAAGAAGGCAUAGAAAUUUUCAGUCAGAUGGGAGCUAGUUAUGGGAUGCCACCAGAACAUGAUCAUUACCAUUGCAUGGUUGACCUACUGUCAAAAAAUGGACAAAUUAGGGAAGCUGAGAAAAUCAUUGCAAGCAUGCCUUUCCCACCAAAUGCCAGUAUAUGGCGUAGCUUCCUUGAAGGAUGCAAGAACUUGCAAAUUGACUUAUGUACAGAAAAACUUCAUUAA
Messenger RNA from Sphenostylis stenocarpa, 2217 nucleotides. Lineage: Eukaryota; Viridiplantae; Streptophyta; Magnoliopsida; Fabales; Fabaceae. The record is from the annotation of a GenBank genome assembly.